Molecule: messenger RNA, 6826 nt
Organism: Aphidius gifuensis
Lineage: Eukaryota; Metazoa; Arthropoda; Insecta; Hymenoptera; Braconidae
Gene: if
Product: integrin alpha-PS2
Exons: 11
Coding region: 351-5369 (1672 amino acids)
Biological process (GO): integrin-mediated signaling pathway; cell adhesion mediated by integrin; cell-matrix adhesion
Cellular component (GO): integrin complex; external side of plasma membrane
Molecular function (GO): integrin binding
Source: RefSeq, a predicted model, not a curated record
ACAGUUGUUACGUUACAGUCUGUUACAGUCAGUCCAAGUCAGUCUAUCCUGGUCUGUUCAUGGCUGUCUGUCAAAUUAAUACAACACUCAUUCACCAUAAUAAUUAUAUUAUUUAAUAUUAUUUACCUUAAUUUUUAAUUAAUUAAUAUCGAAAAAUUAAAAAAAUAGGAAAAUUUUUUUUUUAAUUUUUUAAAAAUUUUUUACACUUUUUAAAAAUAUUUUCAUUUAACAAUAAUUAAUUUCAAUGAUGUUUAUUUAUUUUAUAUUUAAUAAAUUUAUCGUUUGACAGUUAAAUAAAUAGUGCUUAUCAAGUGUUAUCAGUGAAAUAAAAAAAAGAAAUUAUUUUUAAAAUGCGAAAUAAAAUGUGCAGGGUGAUAAUGUUUAACUUGAUUUUUAUUGGAUUAAGUUUGACAUUGUGUCAUGUUGAUGGAUUUAAUAUUGAAUCAAAACAUUAUACUAGUUAUAAAAAAGAAUCUAGUUCAAUGUUUGGAUUUUCAGUUGCUCAAUAUCGGGAUAUAAACAAACGUGGAUGGGUUAUUGUUGGAGCACCAGAAGCACAAACAUCACAGCCAAAUGUUUACAGAGGUGGUGGUGUAUUUCGAUGUGAUAUUGCUGUUGAUGACAGUUGUGUUCCUGUUGAAUUUGAUAGACAAGAACAUAAUUACGUAAAAAAUACAAAUCCACCAUACAAUUUGGUACAAAUUGACAACAAAACUUUGCAAUGGUUUGGUGCAACAGUCUCGACAUCUCAGCAAGAUGGAGGACCAAUUUUGGCUUGUGCACCGAGAUAUGUAUUUUUCACAGUACAACAAGCAAAAGAUUCUGAUAAUUAUCCAAAUCGUGGUAAAAAUAAAAUUGGUAAUUUACGUGAUCCUGUUGGAACUUGUUGGGUUACAAAUUUUACAUCAUCAAUUGAAUAUUCACCAUGUCGUACUUAUAAUUCGGGUUAUCAUAGGCAAGGUUCAUGUCAAGCAGGUUUUGGUGCAGCAAUUUCAAAGACUGGAGAGAGAAUUUUCAUUGGUGCACCUGGUAGCUGGUACUGGCAAGGUCAGCUCUACUCGGUCAUGAGAAGAAUGGAUAAUUUUCCCUUUAUGCCGCCCGGCAAUGCGUCCUUCGGUGUCUUUAAAGGUCAAACAUAUACACAAAAAUUAAAUGAUCGUGGUAAAGUUAUGUUUACAAAAGAGGGUCCAAAAGAGGAGGAUGACAGUUAUCUUGGAUAUUCAGUAACAAGUGGUGAUUUUGUUGGUAAUGGUGAUAUUGGAACAGCAGUUGGUAUGCCACGUAGUUAUGGACUAAAUGGAAAGGUUGUAUUGUUAACUUCAACAAUGAAAAAUCCUCAAAAUAUAACUGGUGAACAAAUGGGAAGUUAUUUUGGUUAUUCAUUAACAACUGGUGAUAUUGAUGGUGAUGGUAUUGAUGAUUUAAUUGUUGGUGCACCAAUGUAUACAAUACCAGAUAAUCCAGAAAUGAAUAUUGAAACUGGUCGUGUUUAUGUUUUUUAUGGAAAAGGACCAGAUAAAUUUCAUGAUUAUGCCAUUAGAGAUGGUGAAAGUAACAGAGGACGUUUUGGUUUAUCUGUUGGAUCUCUUGGUGACUUGGAUCGUGAUGGAUAUGGUGAUUUUGCUGUUGGUGCACCUUAUGCUGGAUCAGAAGGUCGUGGAGCUGUUUACAUUUAUCAUGGUUCACGUGAAGGUGUAUCUGAAAAAUAUUCACAAGUUAUAUAUGCUGAAGAACUUGGUAAUAAUUAUGUCAGAACUUUUGGCUUUUCUGUAAAUGGUGGUCUUGAUCUUGAUGGUAAUCUUUAUCCUGAUAUGGUUGUUGGUUCAUAUGAAUCAGAUACAGCAAUGUUUUUCCGUUCACGUCCAGUUAUUAAGAUGAUUAAAAAAGACACAUUUGUUGAAUUUAAUUCAACAACAAAACUCAUAUCAUUGGAUGAUAAAAAUUGUAUAUUAUCAGAUAAAACACAAGUAACAUGUUUAGAAUUAAAAGCAUGUUUAAAAUAUAAUGGUGAUGGUGUAUUAUCAAGUUAUAAUGUCAAUGUACAAUAUGUAUUAGAUGUUAAAAAAUCUAAAAAUUCAAGAAUGUUUUUUAUUGAACAUGAAGGAAGAAAUACAUUAAAUCAAACAAUUCGUAUUGAUCGUAAUCAACAAUUUUGUCGUACUGUACGUGUUUAUAUAACACCAAGUAUACGUGAUAAAUUAACAUCAUUAGAUGCUGAAAUGCGUAUGAGUCUUGUUGAUGAUCAUUUGAUAUAUGAUAGACAACGUGAUCCACGUUUAACAUUAAGACCAGUACUUGCAACAAAAUCAUCACGUAAAGAUACAUUAUCAAUACGUAAAAAUUGUGGUACAGAUAAUAUAUGUACACCUGAUUUACAACUUAAAGUUGAACCAAAUGUAAAUCGUUAUCUUCUUGGUUCUGGUAAUCGUCUUGUACUUGAUAUUUUAGUACAAAAUCAAAAUGAAGAUGCCUUUGAGGCAACAUAUAAUCUUGUAUUACCAGCUGGUGUAGAUUAUAUUAAGAUUGAAAGAAUUGAUAAAACUGAAAUUCCCGUACAAUGUUCAGCACCAAAACAAAGUAAUAAUAAUACUUUAAGAUGUGAUAUUGGUAAUCCUUUACCAAAAGAUAAUCUUGUACGUUUUAAUGUAUUAUUACAACCAAUAAAUGUACAUGAAGAAUCAUCAUAUGAAUUUGAUAUGUUUGUUAAUUCAACAAAUCCUGAACCAAUUAAAACAAUAUCAGAUAAUUUUCAUCAUUUAUCUGUUGAAAUAUGGGUUGAUACUGAGCUUGUUAUUGAAGGUGAAAGUAAACCAAAAGAUUUGUAUUAUAAUCCAGAUAAUUAUACAACUAUUAAUAUUACAACAGACACUGAAUAUGGACCAGUAUUUAUACAUAAUUAUACUAUUAGAAAUAAUGGACCAUCAAGAAUUGAAGAAGCUGAAAUAUUUCUCAUUUGGCCAGCAGCAACAUUGGCUGGUGAUGAUUUUGUUUAUUUAUUAGAACAACCAGAAACAACUGGACCACUUAUUUGUGCAACAGCUAAUGCUAAUCCAUUGAGUUUAAAGCUUGAACAAAGAAAAAAAUAUUAUCAAACAUAUCCAACAACAGGAAUUGUUAAUCAAAAAUGGACUGGACAACAAAAUACAUUUAAUGUUGAUACUGGUUUUGAGGUAGAAAAAAAAAUAAAUGGAUUUAAUGGAAAAGAAAAAAUUCAUUAUGAAAAUCGUUAUAAUGGUGGUGGUGGUAAUGCUGAUGUUAAUCAAUUAUCAUCUGCAUCACAGAGAGUAUCAUCUGGUGGUGUAUCAAGUGGACAAGCUGGUAGACAGUCUGAAGAAUCUAGUCAAACAAGACAAGCUGGAGAAUUUAGUAAAACAUUUGUUUCAAAUGAAAAAUCAACUGGUGAUCAAUUGAAUCAGUCUAGAUAUUCUGGAACAUUUGGUAAAUCAUCAUCAUCUGUGAAUAAAAAUAAUGGACAAAUUGCAAUUCAUACAGAAACUGGAGGAAGUCUUGGUGUUGAUGAUGCAUCACUUGGAGUUGUAACUUCUGAUCGUGAUAGAAUACUUUUACCUACAACUAAUACAAAUAGAAAUUUUGAAUUAUCACAAAAUGGAAAUACAGAUAAUAGAAAUAGAUUUUUACAAGGUGAAAAUACAUUUAUUGAAUCAAAUGAAAGUCGUAUUAUUCAACAAGGUUUAAAUGGUAAUAUUGAUACUGUUAUUGAUGAUAAAUUUGUACAUCGUGGUGGUGUAAGUACAUCAUUGAAUAUAAAUAAAACUGAAAGUGAUAGACGUUAUCUUGAGCUGAGAAAAGAACAACGACGUAAAGAAGAUGAACAAAGAUUUUUAUUGGAAAAAAGAAGGAGAGAAGAAGAAGAAAAAAAUCUUGCUAGAUUGAGAGAAGAACAAUUUUUAAAAAGAAAACAUGAACAAGAAGAAGAAAUAAGAAAAAAACAUAUGCAACAAGAAGAUGAAAUACGAAGAAAAAAAGCAGAAGAAGAAGAAAUACGUAGAAGACAUGAAAUUGAAGAUGAAGAAGAAGAAGAACAAAUAAGAUAUGAAGAAGAUGGUGAUGAUUAUGAUACAUAUAAAAAUGAAAAAACAUAUGAACAAGAUAAUCAUACAAAAGAUGGUAUUAUUGGUAAUCGUGAAGAAUCAAUAAAACCAAUUGAUUUUGGUAUUAAGCUUCGUAACAUAACAACAAAAGAAGAUUUACAAAAAUUUUUAUCAAAAUUAAAAGAAACAAUUGGUUAUGAUGUUUACUAUGAUCAGGGAGCUCAGUAUCUUCAAUUUUUAGGUAGAUACAGAGUUUCAACAGAUAAAAAAGAAUAUAUAGAAUUUAAAGAUGGUUCAAUGUUUCCAAUUCAAAAUUCAUAUGGUAAACAGAGUUAUUCAUUGGAUAAUGAAGCACAAGAUCAAAGAUAUUUAAGAAUUGAUGGACAAAUAAUAACUGGUGAAGAUGGAAAAGUAUAUUGUCAAUUGACUGACAAUAAAAGAUUUCCUUUACAAAAUUCUUGGUCUUAUUCUGAAGAGCGAACAUACACAACAAAUGGAGGAGGAGGAAGUCAAGAUAAUGGUCAAACAUCAUACGGUAAAACAUGGAAAUCAGAGUAUGAAAAUCGUGACAAUAAAGAUGGUAGAUCAAUUGAAACUUAUCAGAGUCAAAGCCAUGAAGAAAAACAUACAUCAACAAGACAACAUAGUGUUGUUAAUAAAUCCUCAAGACAAAAUCAAAAUUAUCAAGACAGAAGAAUAAGAGAUAAACGUUUUAAUAAUAAACAUACUGAUGAUUUAAAUAUAUAUGAACAAUUUGCUAGAUUAAAAAGAGAUGCUGAUUAUAAUGAUGAACAAUAUUCACAAGAUGAACAAUAUUCACAAGAUGAAUCAGCAUAUUUACAAAAUCAAGAAACAGAAACAAAUAAUGAUGAUAUAUCAAAAUUUUGUACAAGUAAUAAAUGUGUUGAUUUACGUUGUACAUUAGGAAGAUUAGAAAAAGAUCAAGAAGUAUCAAUAAGUGCAAGAUUUAGAAUAAAAGGAAUGACACUUAAAAAAAUAGCACUAGAUACAUCAAUAAAAACAUCAACACAAAUUAUUUCACGUGUUACAAAAUUACCAUUUAUUGGUAAACCAGCACAAGAAAUAAUUAAAAAUCAAGAAGUUAGUAUUAAUGUAACACCAACAGCACCAGCACCUGGUCCUGAUCCAGUACCACUUUGGGUUGUUGUAUUAUCUGCUUGUGCUGGAACAAUUAUUUUACUUUUAUUAAUUUAUCUUUUACACAAGUGUGGAUUCUUCAAAAGAAAUAGACCAACAGAUGCACCGGAGAGACAACCACUCAAUAGAAAUUGUCAAUUUAAUGGUGAUGAUCAUUAAAUAGAAAAAUUAAUUCUUCUUCAAUUGAAUUGAAGAAAAUAUAAGAAAAAAAAAUUUAGACCAGUGUGCCUUGUCUUUUAAUCAUUCAACAUGAUUACAAGUCAUCAAUAUAAAAAUUUAUCAUCAAAUCGUUGCAACAAUACGAUUGAUCAUUUAUUUUUUCAUAUAAAAAAAAAAUGUGAUUUAACAAAUCACGUAAUUAGAAAAUUAAUUAUUUCAAAAUAAUCGUUCCAAAAAACAAAUAAGAAAAAUUCUUUUUUUAUAUAUAUUAUUAUUAUUUUUCUUUUUUAUAUUGAAGAAAUGAAUUUAAUUGCCAUAAAUACUCAUUUUGGCUCCUGCAGCUUGAUUUUACAAGUUUCUAGUCAGAAACUAUUUAACUGUGUAACAUAAAUACUUAAGCACGUGCAAAUAUUAUUAUUUUUUUUAAUUUCUUUUAAAUCUUGUACGUGCCAUAAUAAAUAAUUGUAAUUUUUGUUUUUUUUUUUUUUGUACUUGUCAGCUGCUGGAGCUCCUUGAAACAUCACGAUACUGGAUAGAUUUUAAAUAGUUGUUUUUUUAUUUUCUAUUUUGUUUUUUUUUUUUUAAAUAAUUUUUAUAUAUAAAUGUGAAGAUAUUAUGCGCGCGACUAAUCAAUGCACCUGUUUCAUCCAGACUAAUCGAACUAAGUUGUUUUUUUUUUUAUUAAAUAUAUAUCCAAAAAAUAAAUCAAAAAAGCUCAUGAGGAUUGAGCUUGCAUUUUAUUGUCAAUGGUUUUUAAUCUAACAAAUUUGUGUUGAUAUUUAUAUGAUAUUAAUUGUAGAUAGUAUGAAUGAAACAUAUGCAUUUCGAAACAAUAAUUAUAUAUAUAAAUUAAUAGACAAAGUGGUGCAAAAUAAACAGCUUCUAUUUUAGGGACUUUGUUCAUUUUUGAACCACUAUUUAUUUAAUUGGUCUAGUGUCGUGAGCAACGAACGUCCGGACGUCGUAACGAGAAUUUAAAGUCAUAGAAAAACGACUUACAGUAUGAGUGUAAAAUUUGUAAAUUAUUAAUUUCUUACUAAAAAAAAAAUACAAUGAAUAAAUUAAUUAAUUGAGUCGGUAUUUGAGUAUGGAUAUUUUAUAUUUUUAUAAAAAACAAAAAUAUGAAUUUGUCUUGAUUUUAAGACACAUUCAUUCACAACAAUAAAAUUAAAAAAUUUAUAUUUGAAUAUUUUUUAUUUAUUAUUAAAUUAUUUAACUAAAAAAAAAUAAUUUUAUUAUUUUUAAAUUUUUUUAAAGUAUUUAUACAACGCUUUUAAUAAUUUUUUUUUUUGAAAAUAAAAAUAAUAGCUGUCAUGUUUUGAAUACCGACUCAAAGAAAAAUGAAUUUAAAAAAAAACAGAAAAAAAAGAUCUAUUAAAUAGAUUAAAUAUAUUGUAAGAAGAUUAUCUUACUAUCAGUGUAACAAUUUUUCAGUUUGUUUCCAUGAAAUAUAAAAA